AUGGACGAGGGGAAGAUGGACGAGAAUGAAUGGGGGUACCACGGCGAAGGCAACAAGAGCCUGGUGGUGGCCCACGCGCAGCGUUGUGUGGUGCUGCGUUUCCUGAAGUUCCCUCCAAGCAGGAAGAAGACCUCAGAAGAAAUAUUUCAGCACCUACAGAACAUAGUGGACUUCAGCAAAAAUGUCAUGAAAGAGUUUUUGGGGGAGAACUCAGUCCAUUGUGGGGAAGUGGUUCAACUGCCUUUAGAUUUCGUGAAACAGCUUUGUUUAAAGAUACAGUCCGAAAGACCAGAAUCUCGCUGUGACAAGGACCUGGACACUUUCAGUGGCUAUGCCCUGUGCCUUCCCAAUUUAGCCAGACUUCAGACCUACCGUUUUGCAGAGCACCGGCCGAUUCUGUGUGUAGAGAUCAAGCCCAAAUGCGGGUUUAUUCCUUUCUCCGGCGAUGUGACGCAUGAGGUGAAGCGCAGGGUGUGUCGCUACUGCAUGCACCAGCAGCUCAAGGUGGCAACCGGGAAGUGGAAGCAGAUAAGUAAAUACUGUCCCCUCGACCUCUACUCAGGAAAUAAACAGAGAAUGCACUUUGCCUUGAAGAGCUUGUUACAGGAAGCUCAGAACAACUUAAAGAUAUUUAAGAACGGUGAGCUGAUCUACGGCUGCACGGAUGCUCGCAGCCCCGUGGCUGACUGGAAUGAGCUCGCACACCACCUGAAGCCCUUCUUCUUCCCUUCCAACGGCCUGGCCGGCGGGCCCCACUGCACAAGGGCUGUGAUCCGGGAGCUGGUGCGGGUCAUCACGCGGGUGCUGCUGAGCGGCUCGGACAAGGGCUGGGCAGGUGCCCUGAGGCGGGGGCCUGGGCCACGGGGCCCUCGUGUCUGUGAGGCCAGCCCUUUCGGCAGGAGCCUGCACCGCCAAGGAAAAAACAGCCCGGAGUGCUCGGGGUUACCGAAGGGCUGUCUUCUGUACAAAACCCUCCAGGUGCAGAUGUUGGACCUGCUGGACAUCGAAGGCCUCUACCCUCUGUACCGGCGGGUUGAGCGGUACCUGGAGGAGUUUCCUGAGGAGAGAAAAACGUUGCAAAUAGAUGGGCCUUAUGAUGAAGCGUUUUAUCAGAAGCUACUUGAUCUUUCCACUGAGGACGAUGGGACAGUGGCCUUUGCACUGACGAAGGUUCAGCAGUACCGGGUGGCCAUGACUGCGAAGGACUGCUCCAUCAUGAUCGCGCUCUCCCCCUGCCUGCAGGACUCAAGCUCCGAUCAAAGGCCUGUCGUCCCUUCUUCGAGAUCCAGGUUUGCUUUCUCCGUGUCUGUGCUGGACCUCGACCUCAAGCCGUAUGAGAGCAUUCCUCACCAGUACAAACUGGACGGCAAGAUAGUCAACUUCUAUUCAAAGACUGUACACGCCAAAGAUGCAGCUGUGAUGUCGACCAGGUUCAAGGAGAGUGAGGACUGCACGUUAGUUCUCCAUAAGGUCUAG
Molecule: messenger RNA, 1476 nt
Organism: Odobenus rosmarus divergens (Pacific walrus)
Lineage: Eukaryota; Metazoa; Chordata; Mammalia; Carnivora; Odobenidae
Gene: IPPK
Product: inositol 1,3,4,5,6-pentakisphosphate 2-kinase
Exons: 13
Coding region: 1-1476 (491 amino acids)
Biological process (GO): inositol phosphate biosynthetic process
Cellular component (GO): nucleus
Molecular function (GO): inositol-1,3,4,5,6-pentakisphosphate 2-kinase activity; ATP binding
Source: RefSeq, a predicted model, not a curated record